Galeopterus variegatus (Sunda flying lemur) is the source of this 2671-nucleotide messenger RNA. RefSeq names its product solute carrier family 25 (mitochondrial carrier; phosphate carrier), member 23 (gene SLC25A23). Gene Ontology annotation, molecular function: calcium ion binding; ATP transmembrane transporter activity. Gene Ontology annotation, biological process: transmembrane transport. NCBI's taxonomy places the organism in Eukaryota, Metazoa, Chordata, Mammalia, Dermoptera, Cynocephalidae. The transcript is spliced from 10 exons. Gene Ontology annotation, cellular component: mitochondrial inner membrane. The coding region runs from base 73 to 1311 and encodes 412 amino acids. The record is from RefSeq and is a predicted model, not a curated record.
GACCUGGAUGGCGGGCUUGACCUGGAGGAGUUUAGCCGCUAUCUGCAGGAGCGGGAACAGCGUCUGUUGCUCAUGUUCCACAGUCUUGACCGGAAUCAGGAUGGUCAUAUUGAUGUCUCUGAGAUCCAACAGAGUUUUCGAGCUCUGGGCAUUUCCAUCUCUCUGGAACAGGCAGAGAAAAUUCUGCACAGCAUGGACCGUGACGGCACAAUGACCAUCGACUGGCAGGAAUGGCGUGACCACUUCCUGCUGCAUUCUCUGGAAAACGUGGAAGAUGUACUCUAUUUCUGGAAGCAUUCCACGGUCCUGGACAUUGGCGAAUGUCUGACUGUGCCAGAUGAGUUCUCAAAGCAAGAGAAGCUGACAGGCAUGUGGUGGAAGCAGCUGGUGGCUGGUGCAGUGGCGGGUGCUGUGUCGCGGACAGGCACGGCCCCUCUGGACCGCCUCAAGGUCUUCAUGCAGGUUCAUGCCUCAAAGACCAACCGACUGAACAUCUUGGGGGGCCUACAGAGCAUGAUCCGUGAGGGGGGUAUCUGCUCCCUGUGGCGUGGCAACGGUAUCAACGUGCUCAAGAUUGCACCUGAGUCGGCUAUCAAGUUCAUGGCCUAUGAACAGAUCAAGCGGGCCAUCCGUGGACAACAGGAGACACUGCAUGUGCAGGAGCGCUUUGUGGCUGGCUCCCUGGCUGGUGCCACAGCCCAAACCAUCAUUUACCCCAUGGAGGUGCUGAAGACACGACUGACCCUACGCCUGACUGGCCAGUAUCAGGGGCUGCUGGACUGUGCAAGACGGAUCCUGGAGCAGGAGGGGCCCCGCGCCUUCUACCGCGGCUACCUGCCCAAUGUGCUGGGCAUCAUCCCCUACGCGGGCAUCGACCUGGCUGUCUAUGAGACCCUGAAGAACCGUUGGCUCCAGCAGUAUAGCCAUGACUCAGCAAACCCGGGCAUCCUCGUGCUCCUGGCCUGCGGUACCAUCUCCAGCACCUGCGGCCAGAUAGCCAGUUACCCCCUGGCCCUGGUCCGGACCCGCAUGCAGGCCCAAGCCUCCAUCGAGGGUGCCCCCCAGCUCUCCAUGCUGGGGCUGUUCCGUCACAUCCUGUCCCAGGAGGGCGUGUGGGGCCUCUACAGGGGCAUUGCCCCCAACUUCAUGAAGGUUAUUCCAGCUGUGAGCAUCUCCUAUGUGGUCUACGAGAACAUGAAGCAGGCCCUGGGGGUCACAUCCAGAUCCCAGAUCCCCAUGCCUCAAGCCCUGGAUAUCCAAGGUCAGCCACUGGAUUCUGGAUGUCAAGAAACCUCAGCCACCGGAUCCUGACAAUGCAUUGCCUAGAUCCUGGGGGCCCCACCACUGGAUCUCAGAUCCCCUCACACCAACCACUGGAUUCCUGAAUUCCUUUACCUCAACACUGGGUUCCAGUUCCUUCUGCGUCAACUACUGGAUCCCCACAUUUCAAGCACUAUGCCCUCAACCCCCAACCACUGGAUCCCAUAUUUCCAAGCCCUGAUCCACCGGAUUCUAGCUCCUAAAACCACAACUGUGAGAGCCCAACCGUACAGCAAGUGGAUCCUGGCAACUGCAGCCAUUGGAUUCCAGAUUCUAGAUCCCAAAUCCCUUCACCCCAGUAUCUGGAUACUGAAACCUCAUCCCUAGAAGGCAGACUCUGAUACUCCCAAGCACUGGAUCCCAAGCCCUUUACCCCUGGAUUCUCAUCUGAAUCCCCCAGGCACUAGAUCCCAAAUGCUCAGACCCCAACUCUAGAUCCCAAUAGCCCAAUCACAGCAAGCUGGAUCCCAUGCACCCCCAUCCCAGAGACACUGCAGAGCCCAGAUCUCCAUACAUGGGAUCGCAUGGUCUGGGGAGCUUGCAGGGAAGCCCAGGUACCCCACCCCACCCCAUGCCUGUGUCCUGAUAUGGCUUAUCACCAGACAGCAAGGGAAGGGAGGCACCCCCCAUGUCCUGCAUGGACACUGGAUCCCCUCCACCCCACCUGCUCAGCAUGGCCCCACCUUCUGGCCCUGUGGGAAAAUUGCUUUCUCAAACCACCUCCCUCCCACACCCCCACCUGUACUGAAGUGUCUUCCAUUCCCUUCCACCUUGUAAGUUAAUAACCCCCAGAACCCUUGUCCCACUGGAGGGUCCAGUCACUCAUUCUUGGGGGCUGGCAAGGAGGUGAUCUGAGGCUGGUGACACAUUAAGGGGACCUCCUCACCCCAGUACUUCCACCCUUUCCCUAGGCUCCAAAGAGUUGGAAGCCAAGAGCAAAUCUACACGAACCAACCUCCCCUAAACCCAAGCAUCCAAUUACACAAAAAUAAACAAAGAAGCUAAAUCCCAAAAUUCACUCCAGGUCUAUUUUUCUACCAGAGAGGAGCAAAGCCCCCUCCCCCAUCAACCCAAGCCCCCAGGCCUCCCCACCCCCAUACAUUCUGCACUUUAUAGUUGAAUUCUGAGCUUAGGAUAAUUGGGGGGAGGGACCAAUUACUGCAUUCCUCCUCAAUCCUUGGGGAACCCCAUUAAGAGAUUGCAAAAGAGGAACUGGGAUGUUGGGGGGGGCUGGAGGACUCCCCCACACAUGGUUUCCACCUCCAUCCACGCACACCAUGCCCCCACCUCCCUGCCUGUGUGUGUUAUUUCAAAGGAAAAGAACAAAAGGAAUAAAUUUUCUAAGCUCUUU